This is a messenger RNA of Vigna unguiculata (cowpea), 1983 nucleotides long. RefSeq lists its product as uncharacterized. Lineage: Eukaryota; Viridiplantae; Streptophyta; Magnoliopsida; Fabales; Fabaceae. The record is from RefSeq and is a predicted model, not a curated record.
AUGGAGGAUAUGAUUGAUGAUAUUAGAGAAGACAAUUUUAAAAGCGCACAACUGUAUGAGUCAUUAAAAGAUGAUUCAGAAAAAUCUUUAUACCCCGAUUGUACAAGAUUCAUGCGUUUGUCAGCAAUAUUAAAAUUAUUUAACAUCAAGGCAAGAAAUGGGUGGACCGAUAGAAGUUUCACUGAAUUUUUUGAAUUAUUGCAUGAAAUGCUCCCAGAGGGGAAUAUAUUGCCAACCCGGCACUAUGAAGCAAAGAAGAUACUAUGUCCGAUGGGUAUGGAGUACCAGAAAAUACAUGUUUGUCCAAAUGAUUAUAUAUUAUAUAGAAAAGAGUUUGAAACAUUGACUAAGUGUCCAAGAUGCAGGGUAUCACGAUUCAAAGUGAAGGAUGAUGACGUGGAUGAAGAUAACAUGAAGAAGGGCCCUCCUGCAAAAGUGUUAUGGUAUCUUCCAAUCAUACCACGAUUUAAACGUUUAUUUGCCAAUGUUAAUGAUGCAAAAAACCUUGUUUGGCAUGCAAAUGGAAGAAAGCGUGAUGGAUUGUUACGACACGCAGCUGACUCACCUCAAUGGAAGAAAAUUGAUACUCUUUAUCCACAGUUUGGGAGUGAUCCAAGAAAUUUGAGGCUUGGUCUUGUAGCAGAUGGGAUGAAUCCUUACGGUAAUUUAAGUACCAAGCAUAGUUUGUGGCUUUUUUUGUUGAUCAUUUACAACUUGCCUCAUUGGUUGUCUAUGAAGAGAAAAUACAUGAUGUUAUCAAUAAUGAUAUCAGGACCAAAGCAACCAGGAAAUGAUAUUAAUGUUUACCUAACUCCAUUGAUAGAAGAUUUGAGAUUGUUGUGGGAUGAAGGAGUGGAGGUGUUUGAUGCACAUGGAAAUGACAAUUUCAAUGUGCGAGCUUUGUUAUUUUGCAUAAUCAAUGACUUUCCGGCAUAUGGAAACUUAAGCGGUUAUAGUGUGAAGGGACAUUAUGCUUGUCCGAUAUGUGAAGAAAACACAAGUUAUCAUCAACUCAAACAUGGCAGGAAGACAUGUUACAUUGGUCAUCGAAAAUUUCUAAGACGUAAUCACCCAUAUCGUAGGUUGAAAAAGGCUUUCAAUGGAUUUCAAAAGGAUAAAAUUGCACCUCCACCCUUAACUGGAGAAGAAGUUUAUGAGCGAGUGUGUCAAGUCAAUGUGACAUUUGGAAAAAUACUAAAGAAACCUAUCAUGAAAAACAUUUGGAAGAAAAACUCAAUAUUCUUUCAACUUCCAUAUUGGGCCAAAUUAGAUGUCAGGCAUUGUAUUGAUGUAAUGCAUGUGGAAAAGAAUGUUUGUGAUAGUAUAAUUGGGACAUUGCUUAACAUUAAAGGGAAAACAAAGGAUGAUGUAAAUUCUCGUAAAGAUCUAGUUGAGAUGGGUCUUCGCUUGGAGUUACAACCACAAGCUUAUGGUAAAAGGACUUAUUUGCCUCCAGCAUGUCAUACUUUGUCAAAAGUUGAGAAGAAAAGUUUUUGUGCAUGCCUCCGCGAAAUGAAAGUACCACAAGGAUACUCUUCAAAUAUUAAGAGUCUUGUUUCAAUGGAAGAUUUGAAACUUGUUGGCUUGAAAUCUCAUGACUGCCAUGUUCUCAUGCAACAACUUCUCCCAGUGGGUAUUCGUGGCAUCUUACCUAUGAAUGUAAGACAAGUCAUCACUCAUCUAUGCAUAUUUUUUAAUAGUAUUUGUCAGAAAGUAAUUGAGCCAAACACAUUAAAUGACUUGGAAAAUGAAGUUGUCAUUAUCUUAUGUCAACUAGAAAUGUAUUUCCCUCCUUCAUUUUUUGACAUCAUGGUCCACUUAAUAGUCCAUCGAGUAAGGGAGAUUAAAAUAUGUGGCCUUGUGUUUUUAAGAUGGAUGUACCCAGUUGAGCGAUAUAUGAAGAUAUUGAAAGGGUAUGUGAAGAAUACUUAUCGACCAGAAGCAUCUAUUAUUGAGAGAUAUAUUGCUGAGGAAGCAAUUUAG